CCAUUGGGAAAGGGGGUGGCUGGGCGGGGUCUCUGCCCUUCCCUGGGCAGUGGGGUGUCUGACUGCACUUUGAACCCUGGAGGGAGGCUUGGCGGAGGCUACUGGCUCUCUACCCACCCCUGGCGCUCGAGUGGAGACGGAACUGGCUCUACAGCACCUCUCGCCGUGUUCCCUGUGGCAUAGAGGGUGGGAGUCUGUGGAGCAGGAUGAGGCACCUGCUCUGGGCUGGCUGCUUCCAGCUGCUGCCCUGGCGAGCUGGGCCCUGCACCCGCAAGCUGGCUGUGACCACUGCAGUGGCUCCCUCGCACUGCGGCCCGUGGCUCCUGACUCCCUCCAGUGUGUCCAGGGGGUUCCUCCAGCCCCUGAUCCAGGGGAGUAGGGCCCCUUGCCGCUGGGGCUCCCAGUUCAACGUGCCCCCCAGCGCCCUGCUCGUGGCCCGGCCCGUGGGGGUCUGCUCCAUGAUGAGACUCCCCGUGCAGGCGUCAGCACAGGGAUUGGACGCGGCAUUUGUCGGUGUCCCGCUGGAUACGGGAACAUCCAACCGGCCGGGAGCCAGGUUCGGCCCUCGUCAGAUCCGCGCGGAGUCGGCCAUGGUGAGGAGGUACAACGGCAGCACCGGGGCAGCGCCUUUCGACUCCCUGCGGGUCGCUGACAUCGGGGACGUGAAUGUGAACCUCUACAACCUGCCCGACAGCUGCCGCCUCAUCCGAGAGGCCUACCGGGAGAUCGUGGCCUCUGGCUGUGUGCCCCUCACCUUGGGUGGAGAUCACACCAUAACCUACCCAAUCCUGCAGGCCCUGGCAGCAAAACACGGUCCCGUGGGGCUGGUGCACGUGGACGCUCACACGGACACCGGGGACACGGCCCUGGGGGAGAAGAUCUACCACGGGACCCCGUUCCGGCGCUGCGUGGAGGAAGGGCUGCUGGACUGCAGCCGCGUGGUGCAGAUCGGCAUCCGAGGCUCCUCCUACGACCCCGACGCACACGAGUACAGCCGGCAGCAGGGUUUCCGGGUUGUCCCAGCUGAGGAGUGCUGGAUGAAGUCCCUGGAGCCCCUGAUGGGGGAGGUGAGGGCACAGAUGGGGGACAGGCCCGUGUACAUCAGCUUCGACAUCGAUGGAUUAGACCCCGCGUAUGCCCCUGGCACCGGGACCCCGGAGAUAGCUGGGCUCACACCUGCACAGGCUUUGGAGAUUAUUCGUGGCUGCAAAGGCCUGAACAUAGUGGGGUGUGACCUCGUGGAAGUCGCACCCAUGUAUGACGUCUCUGGUAACACAGCCCUCCUGGGGGCAAACCUGCUGUUUGAGAUGCUGUGUGUUCUCCCAGGAGUGAGGACACUGUGAAGGCAGUUCCUGCCUGCUCCAGGACAACGCUGCUCCAUGUCUCCAGCCAGGCUUUCCAUGUCCCCUUCCCCUCAUCCAGCUGCAGCCAAUGUAGGCUUUGCAGCACGGAAUAAAUGCCAUUUUCCAC
Empidonax traillii (willow flycatcher) is the source of this 1470-nucleotide messenger RNA. It is a transcript of the gene AGMAT, whose product is annotated as agmatinase. NCBI's taxonomy places the organism in Eukaryota, Metazoa, Chordata, Aves, Passeriformes, Tyrannidae. The coding region runs from base 207 to 1343 and encodes 378 amino acids. The record is from RefSeq and is a predicted model, not a curated record. The transcript has 7 exons. Gene Ontology annotation, molecular function: metal ion binding; agmatinase activity.